Molecule: messenger RNA, 271 nt
Organism: Racocetra persica
Lineage: Eukaryota; Fungi; Glomeromycota; Glomeromycetes; Diversisporales; Gigasporaceae
Source: the annotation of a GenBank genome assembly
AUGGACAAAACUAAAAUAUUCGCUUUUAAAUAUGAUCCCGAUCUUACUCCGGAGGGGAUGUUUGCUGAUUUUUGGCAGGCAGUAGAUGGCAAGCAAAAUUACGGCAAUGUGUGGAGGGAUUGUAGAAUACUAGCAAGAAUGGGUAUUAUUGAAUUAAAGAAAGAAGAUAAAGAGAUUAGACCCAUGACUCUUUAUGAGCGGAUUAUUUUUGAUUUAUCGGCUAAGCGAACGACUUCGAUUCCGGUUAACGAAGGACAUCCUACUCUUAAUG